Molecule: messenger RNA, 3324 nt
Organism: Rhincodon typus (whale shark)
Lineage: Eukaryota; Metazoa; Chordata; Chondrichthyes; Orectolobiformes; Rhincodontidae
Product: 11-beta-hydroxysteroid dehydrogenase type 2-like
Exons: 4
Coding region: 140-886 (248 amino acids)
Molecular function (GO): oxidoreductase activity
Source: RefSeq, a predicted model, not a curated record
UGACUCAGGCUUUGGUUACACUUUGGCCAAGCGACUCCAUUCUCUUGGUUUCCGUGUGUUUGCAUUGGUGCUUCAAGAAGAGAGCGAUGGUGCUCAAGAACUCAAGUCGAUUUGUUCUGAUCGACUCACCGUCAUUGAAAUGGAUGUAACAAAUGAUGCAGUGAUCCAAGAAGUCCAAAAAGAAGUUGCAAAACAAUUGAAUAACAGGGGACUCUUUGCAUUAGUUAAUAAUGCUGGCAUCAUAAUCCACAUUGGUGACGCAGAAAUCAUCCCAAUAGAUGCUUACAAACGAUGCAUGGAAGUCAAUUUCCUUGGAACAGUCCAAGUUACUAAAGCAUUUUUACCCUUAAUUCGUCAAGCAAAAGGAAGGAUUGCUAAUAUUUCCAGUCCCUCAGGGGAAUUACCAUUUGGAAGCAUGUCAGCAUAUGGAGCAUCCAAAGCAGCACUGGAGUGUUUUUCAGACAUUUUGCGUCAAGAAAUGAAACCCUGGGGAGUAAAAAUAUCCAUCAUCCAACCUGGUGCCACCAAAACAGCACAAGUUGGAAAUGUCAACUUCUGGAUGCAACAACAUCAAAAACUUAUGGAUGGCCUCUCUCCAGAGCUCCUUCAUGAUUACGGAGAAGAAUAUAUUGAUGAAAUUCAACAAAGGAUCAUGUCAAUUGGUUCACUUUUCCGACAGCAAGUAGGCCCAGUCAUUGACACAAUUGUCACUGCUUUGUUAGCACAAAACCCAAAACCUAGAUACACCACUGAGUUUGUGAUUGACGUGCUAAAAGCUCUCUACUACUUCCUGCCUUCUUUCAUCACUGAUACUAUUCUUAAUCAAGUUUUUAUUGCUCAUAGACUUCCACCAAAAGGUGCAAGAAAGGGUAAUAUCAGCCAGUGAAACUCCUAAUGCUUGAGGCUUGCAUUUUAUACGUAAUGCUUUCAAAUUAAUAAGUUUGCAUUCUGUAAUUUUGCUGGUCACAUUGAGUAAGCUAGUUUUAUGUUGAGCUGAACAUUAAUGUAAAAUGCAAGUGUGUUAAUUAGGAAUUGUAUUUUGUACCAAAUAAACAUAGAAAAUAAAUUGGCUUGUGUUAGCAGUGAAUAAUGAUGCCUCAUUAAAAGCAGUCUGUGAGCACUAACCCUAAUUUGGUGGAUGAUGAAAGGGAUAAGGUAUGAAGUAGCACAAGGCAAAGAUACUAUUUGAAUGUUCUUCUUCACUGUUUCUGUAGAAUGUCUCAUUCCUAGAUACAAUAAAAAGGAAAACCAAAUAGAGACCCUUUAUAUUAGAUCUCUGUUGUGUGGGAUUAAGAUUAUCGGGGAUUCCUGAGGCUGUGAUUGGGUUUGUACUAGAAGUAGCUGCAUAGUAAUGUGAUUGGACAGGAUCUUCCCAGGCUUUCAACUACUUUUUGACACCAGCUAAUUUUUUGGAAACCCAAGUGGUUGGAUGCCUGAGGAAAACUGAUGGUGGGGCUUGAACUGAAUCUUUGGGGUAACCAGAAGCCACAAGAGAACAAAUAGAUAAGUUCUAGCAGGCACUUCCAGAUCUUUUGGUGCCUUAAGGCACAUGAUUUCCAAUCACAGCCUAGCAGCUGGAAACCAAUGAGUCUUGGUCCUCAAACUAGAUUGAAUCUCACUGUGGGACUUGCAUACAGCUUGCACACUGCUCUGGGAGGAAUUUACUGCUCAGAUUUGCUGGAAACCUCUUGGAAUGGGAUCAAAAAGUCUAAAGCAGAGAAUCAUAUUUCAUUAUGCUUAUUGAUAUAGUUGUAUGGGACUUUGUAUGUGAAUUAAAUUUGAUUUGUCUCUUGUACUUUCUUGGCAUUGGUUAUUGUCCUGCACUAUGAGCCUUGGCCCUUUUUUUUAAGGCUUCCCUUUGCAAAUUAAAAGUAUUAUAAAUCAGAUCCUGUGCAUUAAUCUUGAAUUGUUCUAUGAAUUUCAGCCAACUUGGGGGAAAAGAGUUAAGAGAACAUGCCACUUUUAAUAUAAAUGAUUAGAAUUAACUUGGCUGCAAUAUAAUUGUGCUUUUAUUGUUUAACAUGAAGAGGUAAAGAUCAAAGAAGUCUGGUUUUGGAAAAAAAAAUCAAAAGCCAUUCAAAAGUUAACUACAAAUAUUUAUAAAAAUUCUCCAAGCUCUUUGUGAACUGUUCUUUUUACAGAGUAAUGUUGCACAUAGACAGUUUAUUAGUUAAUAAAAGUUAUGGAGCCUAACCCUGAAAGUGCUGGCAACACAACCCUUUUCUUGGUGUCUCAUAGAGGCUAUAUCCAAAACUCCAACAACUUGUCAGAAGAGGAUCAGCAAGGAGAAACCACCCAUGAUAACAGAUUGCACUUAUUGUCUGCAUCAAAACCACAUCUCUGUUACGCAGUGAGUCUCCUGUACUAGGUCAGAAGUCACACAACACCAGGUUAUAGACCAACAGGUUGAUUUUAAAUCACAAGCUUGUGAUUUCAAAUAAACCUGUUGGACUAUAAUCUGGUGUCGUGUGAUUUCUGACCUUGUCCACCCUAGUCCAACACUGGCACCUCCAUGUCAUCUCCUUUACCAGAAAUAUGUAUUUGUUAAUGACAGUGAAGAUAUGCCUGAGGAGGCUUAGCAGUGACUUAAUGACAGAAAUGCGUUCUUCUAAGGCUUCCAUACAUCAAUGAAUCAUUGCUGGUAGAUACAAAAGUCAGUAUGGGCCUUUGAUUCUUGUCCAUGUGCUUUUUUUAGGACUGCUUAAGAGGCAGUUUUAUGUCUAUAGAUGCAUCAGGGGGAAGAAUCAUGGAUUAACUAGAGCCUAGAAUAUCAUUACUUUCGGCAACUGGCAAACUCCAGUAAUGAGUGGGCAACAUCAUUUAGAAGAAGUGUUGCUUUUUCCAGGGCGAUCACAUCAUCUGCUCACAUUUGGGUAUGCGGUACAACAAAGCUUUGAGAACGGGGCGGAUCUCCUCUAAAGGUAUGAACAUUUUAAAUCAUGUUUGUGGCAAGUACUAGGUCUUUUGCAUGCUAAGGACUCAGCAGCCAAGGUAUGACCUGUUUAAUUCUUGAUGUAUCACAAAUGUAAGAAAUUGAUGUCCCAACCCAAAGGAAGAAAUGUAUACAAUGGUUUCUCCAUUCCAUGUUUGUGUUUUCACCCCACAUGUAGUGCUGAAGAUAUUCCUUUGAAGGUUUUGUACCUAGGUAUCUUUGUACCCAGCUUUACAAGGACUGUAACGUUGAUCUUCUUAAUUUUUCAUUUUUCUGAUUUAUACCCAAGAUUUUGUACCUACUAAUCUUAGUACAUAAGUUGGCACUGGAAAUAGCAACUUUGUAUCCCUGUGCUUGAGUACAUGUGACAAUAAACCUGAUUCUAAUUCUAA